GUGAAACACUUUCAUGCUCUUUAGUACCAACUUCAUUACCAGUUAAAAUGUUAUUUCUUGUGCCACUUCAACUCCAUGAUGAUGAAACCUACGGAUCUUUAGAAUUGUUGUUCUCAGAUGCAUCGUCUCCUCUUAAUCUCCUACAGCAACAAUGGCUUCAAACCCAUUGACUUCAAUCCCCAAAUUAGGGUUUUCUUCUUCUGAUACCCAAUUAGUCAAACCAUCUGCUGACAUUGAAGGUGUUCACAUUGCUGAAGAUGUUUCUCAGCUUAUUGGAAAGACACCUAUGGUUUACCUCAAUAAUGUCGUCAAGGGUUCUGUUGCAAUUGUUGCUGCCAAGCUUGAGAUGAUGGAACCCUGUUGCAGUGUCAAAGACAGGAUAGGGUACAGUAUGAUAGCUGAUGCUGAGGAAAAGGGACUUAUAACACCUGGAAAGAGUGUCCUGGUGGAAACAACCAGUGGAAACACGGGUAUCGGUCUUGCCUUUAUUGCUGCUGUAAAAGGAUACAAGCUCAUCUUAACAAUGCCUGCAUCUAUGAGUAUGGAAAGACGAGUCCUUCUGAAGGCAUUCGGAGCAGAGUUAGUUCUUACAGAUCCUGCCAAGGGUGCGUUGGGAUCAAUUGCAAAAGCAGAAGAGAUUGCAGAGAACACACCCAAUUCUUACUUGCUUAAACAAUUUGAGAACCCUGCUAAUCCCAAGAUUCACUUUGAGACAACUGGUCCUGAGAUCUGGGAAGCUACAAGAGGCAAAGUGGAUAUAUUUAUCGCCGGAAUUGGUACUGGUGGUACUAUUUCUGGGGUUGGUCAUUACUUAAAGAAACAAAAUCCUAACAUAAAGGUUAUUGGUGUUGAGCCAACAGAAAGCAACAUACUUUCAGGGGGAACACCUGGUCCGCACAAAAUUCAAGGGAUUGGAGCAGGCUUGAUACCUGGGAAUCUAGACCUGAGCAUAGUUGAUGAAGUCAUAGAGGUAUCAAGUGAUGAAUCUAUUGAAACUGCGAAACAAUUGGCACUUCAAGAAGGCCUAAUGGUGGGAAUUUCUUCUGGUGCUGCAGCAGCAGCUGCCAUCAGGGUUGCAAAGAGACCUGAGAAUGCAGGGAAGCUUAUCGCGGUUAGGGCCUUCUUUCUUUUCCUUUCUUGGGCUUUGGUCAUGGUUCUUUAUUCUCCAUACGAGCCAAGUUCCUGUCCAUAAAAGAGUUGUGUUUCCAAGUGGUGGCGAGAGAUAUCUCUCUUCUAAUCUCUUCCAAUCAAUCAGAGAAGAAUGCGAGAACAUGCAACCUGAGCAAUGAAGAUCAUCACCUCACCAUGUAAAUGGGUCUUUCGUUCUACUCUCAUAAUCCUCUUCCUUUUCUUCGUCGUUUUACCUGCAGAAACUCCACAAUGCGUGUUUAGUAUCUUACUCAUCUAAUUAUUAAGUAAAGAGUUGUGUAUUAUUUUGACAUGUGUUUUGCAGGGAAUACACCAAAUAACGUUUACAGAUAAGAUGAAAUGUGUAUUAUUUUGACAUUAUUCUCAAAUAAUUUUUUGU
This is a messenger RNA of Papaver somniferum (opium poppy), 1528 nucleotides long. Its product is annotated as cysteine synthase, chloroplastic/chromoplastic-like. Gene Ontology annotation, molecular function: cysteine synthase activity. Gene Ontology annotation, cellular component: cytoplasm. NCBI's taxonomy places the organism in Eukaryota, Viridiplantae, Streptophyta, Magnoliopsida, Ranunculales, Papaveraceae. The coding region runs from base 152 to 1192 and encodes 346 amino acids. The record is from RefSeq and is a predicted model, not a curated record. The transcript has 10 exons.